Leishmania major strain Friedlin is the source of this 651-nucleotide messenger RNA. Its product is annotated as EF hand-like protein. The record is from RefSeq and is a predicted model, not a curated record. Bases 1 to 651 code for a protein of 216 amino acids. NCBI's taxonomy places the organism in Eukaryota, Euglenozoa, Kinetoplastea, Trypanosomatida, Trypanosomatidae. The transcript has a single exon. Gene Ontology annotation, molecular function: calcium ion binding.
AUGGGGGAUGUCUACCCAGGCUACGGGUGCCCCCAAGCCCCUCAGGGCUACAGGGCGAAUCCGAUGUACGAUGGACAGCAACCCGCCAGUUACCCCGCCACCGCCGGCUCCCUUGGCGGUGGCGCGUACGCGCCGCCGCAGUAUCCAGCGCCACCAGAGUUAGUCAGUGGGUUCCAGGCGGCGGAUAGCGAUCAUAAUGGUCGCAUCGAUGUGGCCGAGCUAAACGCUGCCCUCUCCAGCGCCGGCUUCCGGUUUAGCCUUGGCACGACCGAGAAGUUGCUAGCCCGCUACGACCUCGACCGCAGUGGCAGCAUCACCAUGGAGGAGUUUGCCGACCUACACGAGUUUAUUACCGCAAUGCAGCAAGGCUUCCGCCAGUGCGACACCAGUGGUGACGGACGUCUCGACAGGAGAGAGGCACUCGAGGCCUUCCGGCUCAGUGGCUUCGUCCUCGGCGAGCAGACCUUCCAGGCUGUCAUGCGCAAGUUUGACCGCCAGCACCGCGGCUCGCUCGGCUUCGACGAAUACAUCGAGCUCUCUAUCUUUGUGGCGCAAGUCCGCGACGCGUUCGCCUACUAUAAUCGAGACCGCAGCUGUCAGGUGCUCUUUAACUUCGACACCUUCCUUGGCACGGCCGCAGCGAUCUGGUAA